This is a messenger RNA of Aspergillus niger, 546 nucleotides long. RefSeq lists its product as uncharacterized. The coding region runs from base 1 to 546 and encodes 181 amino acids. The record is from RefSeq and is a predicted model, not a curated record. Lineage: Eukaryota; Fungi; Ascomycota; Eurotiomycetes; Eurotiales; Aspergillaceae. The transcript has 2 exons.
AUGUACACGACAGACACCCUCCCAACAAGCUUCUGCAUAGCCCAAGCAAUCGGCCUCAGCGGCGCCGCUUGGCUCUCGGGAAACAUCUUCUCCCUAUCAUUGAUGACAGUCCCAGCCCUUCUUCAAUCCCACAGAGAGCACAAUAUUCCCCUAUCAACAAUCGCAAAACAGUGGGCCGUUGUCUACGAAACGGGAAAGAACCGCGCUCCCCCAAUUGCUCUCUUCACCGCCACCACCCUCUUGUAUCUAUCUUGGGCGACGAGGGCAGAGAGUACGCUGGCGGCCAUCGCACCACGGGGAGCUACCACUACGUAUGCAAUCUCUGCUGCAUUGACGAUUGCGAUCGUGCCGUGGACCAUUCUGGCCAUGAAGGGGACGAAUAAUGCCUUGAUGGAGAAGGCGAAGGUGGGCGUACAGGAGGAGAAGGAUCCCCAGGAGGGGGAGAGAGUGUUGGGUUUGUUGAACAGAUGGGCGUUACUUAAUGGUGCUAGGGCUGUGUGGCCACUCGCUGGGUUCUUGGUGGGGUUGUCGGCUGUUGUGCCUUAA